GACCCAAGUCGUCUCAGAAUUGUUCACGGAGUUAGGUCUUCAGUCGUCUCAGAAUUGUUCUUGGAGUUAUGGGAAGACCCAAAGUCGUCCCAAUAUUGUGACUCAAACUUUUGCAUUUCUUUGUGUAUAUAUGUGUGUGUAGGAUAUGUAUAUAUAUAUAUAUAUGUAUGUAUACAUAUAGGAAUUCACUUGAAGCAUUUCCAAAGGUGUAGGAGAAAUGGAAUUGAUUUGGUUCCUGGCUUCUUUUCUUCUGCUUGCAACAUCUUCAUUUGCAGGGCAUCAAGAAACUGAGCAAGGACUCAACCAUUCAACUUUGCACUUGAAGUUAUACCAUGUGCGUGGUGGACAUGACGCACGCAAAUCACAUCUUUUUGGACCGAAUUUCUUCAGCACACCCGUGAAAGCUGCUUCUCUGAAUACGUACAAUUACUAUGUCGACAUUGGCCUUGGCACUCCACCAAAAUACUAUUCCGUGGUCAUCGACACUGGCAGCUCCUUCACCUGGGUGCAAUGCCACGAACACGGCGUUGGCGUUUUCAAUCCCUCUGCAUCCAGAACCUACAAAAAGUUACCGUGCUCAAAUACCCAGUGCAAUUCACUCGAGGGAGCCACUCAGAAUCACGGAACUUGCACUUCUCUGAACGAGUGCAAGUACAAAGCUAGCUAUGCGGAUGAUUCUUUCUCCGUUGGCUACUUGAGUCAGGAUACACUGACCCUAACACAAUCAGAGACACUGCCGGGUUUUGUGUAUGGAUGUGGGCUGAACAUUGAAAGUCAGAUUGUGUUGUUUGGUCGAACCACUGGUUUGGUUGGCCUGGCUCGUAACAAUCUCUCCAUGAUCUCUCAGCUGUCAGCCAGAUAUGGACAUGACUUCUCCUACUGCCUCCCAACACAGAGGGGAGGCAGUGGAGGCUCAUUGUCCAUAGGAAAGGAUUCAUUGACGGGACCAUCCUACAACUUCACUCCAAUGCUUCCUAAUUGCCCGGAUAUGGAUAGUAACCUUUACUAUUUGCGUUUGUCUGCAAUUGUAGUGGCAGGCAAGACAGUAAUGGUGGCACAGUCCCAGUACUGCAACACACCAACAGUUAUAGAUUCUGGGACGGAGGUCACGCGUCUGCCUACAUUAGUAUAUGCAGAUCUCCGUGAUGAGUUCAAAAGGAUCAUGUCCUCGAAAAACAAGACUAUCCGAACUUUCUCGGAUCAUCAUUUUCUCGAUACAUGUUAUGAAGGUAGUUUGAAGGAGAUGUCAUCAUAUGUGCCUGAGAUUCGGAUGGUGUUUCAAGGAGAGGCCGAACUCACUCUUGCACCUCAAAACAUUCUUGUAGAAGGGAAUGAGGAGGGCACUUUGUGCUUGGCCUUUGCAGACAACUCGCACAGUCAUGGAUACGUCAUUAUUGGAAGCGUUCAGCAGCAGACGUAUAGUGUGGCGUAUGAUGUCUCCAAUUCGAGAAUUGGGUUUGCUGCUGGGGGCUGCACCUAAAUAUUAAAAUGAUUGUACCUUCAUCUCAUGCAUCAAACAUUAUGGCAUCUCAUAAAAAAGGAGUCCUGAGGAUGCUCUGCAACCACCUUUUCUGUAUGAUAGAUGAAGAUCCCAUGACUGCUGAAUUGUUCUCAUUUGUGAUUGUGAAUACCAAGUUUGUGCAUGAAAAGUAGAUCAUA
Cornus florida is the source of this 1659-nucleotide messenger RNA. Its product is annotated as aspartyl protease family protein At5g10770-like. Lineage: Eukaryota; Viridiplantae; Streptophyta; Magnoliopsida; Cornales; Cornaceae. The coding region runs from base 218 to 1480 and encodes 420 amino acids. Gene Ontology annotation, biological process: proteolysis. The transcript has 2 exons. The record is from RefSeq and is a predicted model, not a curated record. Gene Ontology annotation, molecular function: aspartic-type endopeptidase activity.